AUGUCUGAAACGGCACCUGAAGCCCUAGCUAAUCCUGUUCCAACCAUCACUAUGGAGAAGUUUCCAGUGAAGAAACGCGGGAAGAAACUGGUGGAUUUGACGGGGGCAAGUCGCAAGGCUCCGAGGGCCCCUGUGUCCAAGUUGAUCAUUGAGGCCCUUUCGAUGUCGGAAGAGCGAGUAGGCAUGUCACUGGUCGCACUCAAAAAGGCGCUGGUGGCUGCCGGGUAUGACGUGGAGAAGAACAACAGCCGCAUCAAGCUGGGCCUCAAAAGCCUGGUAAGCAAGGGAGUCCUGGUUCAGACCAGGGGCACUGGUGCUUCCGGCUCCUUCAAGCUCAGCAAGAAGGUCUCUCUUGCGCCCACCAAGGGCAAGGUCAGAAAGCCUGGCUCUGCUAAGACAAAGAAGCUGGUUUUACCCAGGGGUUCAAAAUCGCCAAAGAGUGGCAAGACUAAGAAAAGAGCCGGGAAGUCGAGGGCACCAGCAGCUAAGAAAGCUGCAAGGAGCGGGAGAAAGACUAAAGGAGCCAACACCAGGCAACAGCGUAAAAGUCCAGUGAAGGCGAGGGCAGGAAAGCCUAAGGCCGGGAAGCCGAAGUUGACCCAGCAGAAAACUAACCCUAAGAAGAGGUCUACUAAGAAGUGA
Messenger RNA from Cynocephalus volans (Philippine flying lemur), 642 nucleotides. RefSeq names its product H1.6 linker histone, cluster member (gene H1-6). Bases 1 to 642 code for a protein of 213 amino acids. Gene Ontology annotation, cellular component: nucleosome. The record is from RefSeq and is a predicted model, not a curated record. NCBI's taxonomy places the organism in Eukaryota, Metazoa, Chordata, Mammalia, Dermoptera, Cynocephalidae. The transcript has a single exon. Gene Ontology annotation, biological process: nucleosome assembly. Gene Ontology annotation, molecular function: structural constituent of chromatin; DNA binding.